AAAGUGCAAAAUCAAGCGCUCAGAGUCAUCACAGGAGGGAUGAAAUCAACCCCCAUAUUAGAAAUGGAGAAAGCUGGGAAAACACAGGCACUGAGAGGACGCAGAGAUACAAAGUUGCAAAUAAAAGCUGAAAAGUUCCUCAGUAUGCCAGAUCACCCGAUGGAAAAUAGAUUUAAGAACCUAGCCUUGGGACGGUUAAAAAGAAGCAGCUUUAUACACCAAGCAAAAAGAAUAUGUAGAAGAAUACUCCCGACCUUCCAGAAAUUGGCUGCCCACUUAAAAGUAUUCCGGAACAAACCCCAUGGAGAGAAAAAAUUUAAACUAACGGUACAAAUCCAGACAAAUGUAAAAGGGAUAUUUGACAAGUAA
Candidula unifasciata is the source of this 369-nucleotide messenger RNA. The record is from the annotation of a GenBank genome assembly. NCBI's taxonomy places the organism in Eukaryota, Metazoa, Mollusca, Gastropoda, Stylommatophora, Geomitridae.